CAACUGUCCCGACUCCUUUUCAUCUUUCCCUCGCUUCCCGUGCACCUUCUCCUCCUCGUGACGCAACUGCAGGAUAGGGGCGGACCGAAGAGGAAAGCAAGCAAGAGAGAGAUCGUUCGUCGUCUUCGCCCGCCGCGCCCAUGGAGUCGUUGCGGAGGCGGACGCUGCUCAAGGUCAUCGUCCUCGGCGACAGCGGGGUCGGGAAGACGUCGCUGAUGAACCAAUAUGUGCACAAGAAGUUUAGCCAGCAGUACAAGGCGACAAUCGGUGCUGAUUUCCUCACCAAGGAGGUUCUCAUCGAAGACAGGCUUGUCACCUUGCAGAUUUGGGAUACAGCAGGGCAGGAGAGGUUCCAGAGUCUCGGCGUGGCGUUCUACAGGGGAGCAGAUUGCUGUGUGCUAGUCUAUGAUGUCAAUGCUAAGAGGUCGUUUAACACACUUGGCACCUGGCAUGACGAAUUCAUCAACCAGGCUGGCCCAUCAGAUCCUAAACAUUUUCCAUUCAUUUUAGUCGGGAAUAAGGUUGAUCAAGAUGCUGGAAGCAGACGAGUGGUUCCUGAGAAGAAAGCGAAAGACUGGUGUGCCUCCAAGGGCAAUAUUCCGUAUUUUGAAACCUCCGCAAAGGACGACCACAAUGUUGAUGAUGCUUUUCUGUGCAUUGCCAAGCUUGCUUUGGAGCAUGAGCAUGAUCAAGACAUCUACUUCAAGACAGUUGCAGAAUCAGCCCCCAAAACUGAAGAACAGCCAGCCGGAUGUGCCUGCUAGCAACUUAACUUUUCUGUUAAUUGGCAACGAUUAUUUCUCAACCAAUUCUGGCACACUCUUUUAGUUGUCUGACGUUGUUGUAGAAUAAAGCUCAUAUAUCAGCUGUGUAAUUCGCUCAUAUAGCCAUUCUUGAAUGUACCAUUGUAAAUGAGUAAACAAAAGGUUGCUACUAAUUCUGCUCCGCAUGAAAAAUAAAUGCACCAAUUCUGGCCAAAACCUGUGUAGCGGUCAAACUCUUGGUCGUUUGUAGCAACAUGCUAGUAUACUUUUUCAA
Molecule: messenger RNA, 1038 nt
Organism: Brachypodium distachyon (stiff brome)
Lineage: Eukaryota; Viridiplantae; Streptophyta; Magnoliopsida; Poales; Poaceae
Product: ras-related protein Rab7
Exons: 7
Coding region: 141-764 (207 amino acids)
Cellular component (GO): vacuolar membrane
Molecular function (GO): GTPase activity; GTP binding
Source: RefSeq, a predicted model, not a curated record